GCGGAAGUGCGUUUGUUGUUCUUCCUGUUUGGGGUCUGUCAGAGCGCACAGGACUGGAGCUGCAUGUCUCCACUGUUCUCCCGGUGAUCCGCGCUUUACCGCCGCCGAAUGAAGAAUACCAGUAAUGCCAAAGGAAAAAUAUGAGCCUCCCGACCCGCGCAGGUGCUACUCCAUCAUGGCGGCUGACGAGGUGGCCAGUGGCAAGAAGUCCCAGUGGGCAGAGCUGGAGAUCUCUGGUCGUGUGCGCAGUCUGAGCAGCUCCCUCUGGACCUUCACCCAUCUCACUGCGCUUCACAUCCAGGACAACAAUCUGAGCCGCCUGCCCCCUGACAUUGCCCGCCUGCCCCACCUGGUCUACCUGAACCUGUCCUCCAACAAGCUGCGCAGCCUGCCCUCCGAGAUGGGCAACAUGGUGUCUCUCAGGGAAUUGCUUUUAAACAACAAUCUUUUACGAGUCCUGCCUUAUGAACUCGGGAGACUAUUCCAGCUUCAGACUCUCGGGCUCAAAGGUAACCCUCUGUCCCAGGACAUUUUAAACCUUUACCAGGAGCCGGAUGGUACCAGGAAGCUGCUCAACUACAUGCUGGACAACCUGGCAGUUCACCCGGAGCAGCUCCCACAAAGGCCCUGGAUCACUCUGAGAGACCGCGACCAAAUCAACUCCACAGCGGUGUUCUCAGUCAUGUGCUAUAACGUGCUGUGUGAUAAGUACGCCACGCGGCAGCUCUACGGCUACUGUCCGUCUUGGGCCCUGAGCUGGGAGUACAGGAAGAAGGGUAUCAUGGAGGAAAUCACUCAUUGCGACGCAGACAUCAUCAGCCUGCAGGAGGUGGAGACAGAACAGUACUACACGUUCUUUCUGGAGACUCUAAAGGAGCGUGGCUACGACGGAUACUUCUGCCCCAAGUCUCGAGCCAAACUGGUGUCAGAGCAGGAGCGCAAGCACGUGGACGGCUGUGCGGUCUUCUUCAAGACUGACAAGUUCACACUGGUGCAGAAACACACAGUGGAGUUUAACCAGGUUGCCAUGGCAAACUCGGAAGGGUCAGAGAUCAUGCUGAACAGGGUCAUGACCAAAGACAACAUCGGGGUCGCCGUGCUGCUGGAGGUCAAGAAGGAGGUCUUCUCCUCAGGUCUGAAGCCGUCCACCGAGCGGCAGCUGAUCCUGGUGGCUAACGCUCACAUGCACUGGGACCCUGAGUUCUCUGAUGUUAAACUCAUCCAGACCAUGAUGUUUCUGUCCGAGCUCAAGAGCAUCCGUGAGAGCGCCUCUGUGACCUCUGACCCCGCUGCGACGCCUGACCCCUCUGCCAUCCCCAUCGUGCUCUGCGCUGACCUCAACUCACUGCCAGACUCAGGUGUGGUGGAGUACCUGAGUAACGGAGGAGUAGCGGAGAACCACAAAGACUUUAAGGAGCUGCGGUACAACGAGUGUCUGUCCAACUUCAGCUGCAAUGGGACGGGCGGUGAUGGCAGUAUCACCCACAGCUUCCAGCUCAAAAGCGCCUAUGAGAGCCUCAUGCCCUACACCAACUACACAUACGACUUCAAGGGUGUGAUUGACUACAUCUUCAUCUCGCGGCCCCUGCUCUCAGUGCUUGGUCUCCUGGGGCCCCUGGACUCUCAGUGGCUGGUGGACAAUAGCAUCCUGGGCUGCCCUCACCCGCACAUCCCCUCUGACCACUUCUGUCUGCUGGCCCAGCUGGAGCUGCGCCGCUCCCUACCUUCCUCCAGCAUCAACGGCAUCCACACGCACAGGUAGUGGGGUGUGACCACUGCCAACCAGCCGCUGUGACGGGACUUUGUACAGAAUCCAUCCAAUAAUAUCCAGGGAGAUCAGGGCUGUGUCUGACCACACACAGCAUGUUUGGGGUUAAAGUCCAACAAUAAUGAUCCAGUGAUUUUAACUAUGGUGUAAUAUUGUUUUAGUGGUGGGUGAUAUAACAGCAUAUUAAACAGUUACGACAAAUGCUCUUGUGACCAAUUUGGGGAGAUGGUUCUAUGGUGAUUCAGGGUUUUCUGUACAUACAAUGCUUUGCUCACAUACAGACACCCAUCCACUCCCCCUAUUGGUCAGCCUUACUCAUGCCCUAAAAGAGUGACACACAAAUUUAACAAGUGUGUCCAAGCAUUAUGUACCCAAACAUGACUGCAGAAUACCUGAGAGUACUAAAAGGAGAAAGUCUGUUAUAGUAUAUAUUGGCCUAUUGUCAAUCAUUGUGGAAUACACUAUUUUGGCAUAUUAGAUUAUUGUGUGCAAUAAAUGUAACUAGAGAGACACUGGUUUUGGACACAGCCCUGAGACUCCAGUUCUCAUUUUAAAAGACAUUUUCAUGUGAACACUACUUUUUAAUGAGGAAUAACUACACAGAUAUAUAUGGAAAAUGAGUCCAAGAAACACAAAACAACUUUAUAUCAGCCUUAAAAAACCCAUUGAUCCAGAGGAGUGAAGUAUUUGUUCAGUACACUAAAUGUCCCCUUUAAGCUGUCGACCAGACAUGCCAUGGAAGCAAAUAGGUUGCAAAGUCAGAGUACUAGAUAAAGGGCAGGUACCAAUUUUUCUCUGUCGGAGAGGCACUAUUUUUUAGAGAAUCCACAAAUGUUGACUCACUGUAUAAAUGUGCUGUUGUGCAAAAAAUAUUUCUUGAUUAAUUUAUGCUAACAAUGUUUACAAAUUUGUUUACUACAAAGCAAUAUCAUGCCUUAAUAAUCUUCUAUAAAUUGGUACGAAAUUAAAAUGUCAUAUAUUUUAUGCCAUUUAAGCCUGAAAACCAUGAAUGCCUAAAGGUGCCUAAAUGCCGAAAAUUGCUAACAUCGAUAUAUCAGAUUGAAUAUUUCUAAGUUAGGAGGUUACGGGUUAGACUCCCGAUUAUAUCUGAGUAGAGUGUGCAUGUCCUCCCAGUAUUACUGUGGCAGAGUGGUUAUCCUGUCUCCUGCCUCUCAGUAGGGAGGUGGUGUGUUAGACUCCUGAUUAUGUCUGAGUGGAGUAUUCAUGUCGUCCCUGUGUUACUGUGACAGAGUUGUUAUCCUGUCUCCUUCCCUCUCCCUUCUCCCUCCGUCCAAAGACAUGCGUGUACAGGUGAGAUGAAAUACCCCUCACCCCUCUGUAUACCAUCAACAUAUGCACAAUAUUUUAUUUUCUUGCAAUCAAUCAUGCAUCAUUUCACUAUGCACUUUUUUAUAAAACCAAAAUAUUUAUGACACUAAUAAUCUAAAUAAAGUAGUCAUUAAAAACUAUAAAAUACAUGUAAUAUAGCACUUACAUAUGAUACCCAAAGCUAAGUAGCCAUGCUUAGUGAUUCUUAAUUUAUCGAAAAUGGGGCAAACAGGUGUCUGUGAAACUGGGUCUGAACCAAGACUAAACUCUAUGCAAGCGUGACUCCUUAGAAGGAAUUUGCUGUCUUUUAUUUUGACAGUGAUAUGUUAUUAGUAGUGAGAGUAGCUGUGAUAUUAGUAGUAUUGGUCCUCUCUGGUCUUCCAAACCAGAAAUGUUAUAAAAAAAAAAUCCAAUCAGCAAGUACUACAUGUGAUACAAUCAUUUUCGACUAUCAGUGAACUUUGUACAUGAAUUUUAGACAUUCUCAUUCAAAAUAUAUGAGAUAGUUUGCCUUAAUUUAAGACAAUCGCUUUAUAUCAUGAGCUUUACCGUGAUUGCUUGAUUUGCACAUAAACUCCAUCACUGCAGAUACUUCACUCCUCUCGGAUAUAGACAGGUUUUGUAUCUUAUAACACUUGUACAUUUAAAGUUGUUGUGGCAGGAGUGAGACCUCCUUAAAGGAUCUUUGGUGUUUUAAAGCUGCUCAUUCUCAGAUCAUUUGGGUUGUUUUUAUCAAACUCGGGGAUGUUUUGUUUCUAAAUGACAUGCAGUCUUUGUACAAUUAUUACAGUAUUACAGACUUUUGAAGAAAAUAAAUGUUGUCAUUAAAAGCA
Molecule: messenger RNA, 3930 nt
Organism: Periophthalmus magnuspinnatus
Lineage: Eukaryota; Metazoa; Chordata; Actinopteri; Gobiiformes; Gobiidae
Gene: cnot6l
Product: CCR4-NOT transcription complex, subunit 6-like
Exons: 12
Coding region: 125-1762 (545 amino acids)
Biological process (GO): nuclear-transcribed mRNA poly(A) tail shortening
Cellular component (GO): cytoplasm; CCR4-NOT complex; nucleus
Molecular function (GO): poly(A)-specific ribonuclease activity; protein binding
Source: RefSeq, a predicted model, not a curated record